Molecule: messenger RNA, 2342 nt
Organism: Vigna angularis (adzuki bean)
Lineage: Eukaryota; Viridiplantae; Streptophyta; Magnoliopsida; Fabales; Fabaceae
Product: ABC transporter G family member 15
Exons: 9
Coding region: 69-2048 (659 amino acids)
Cellular component (GO): membrane
Molecular function (GO): ABC-type transporter activity; ATP hydrolysis activity; ATP binding
Source: RefSeq, a predicted model, not a curated record
ACUAAAGACAGUGGUAGCAGAGAAGUGAGAUAAGAGAAGAGGGAGAGAGAUAAGAACAGAUCAAAAGUAUGGUGAUGAUGAUGUGGGAAGAUGUAACUGUUGAACGACCUUCAAGUUUUGGAGCACAGAGAAAGAAGUUGUUGCUUAGUGGAAUAACUGGCUUUGCCGAACCAGCUAGGGUUAUGGCUGUCAUGGGUCCUUCUGGCUGCGGAAAAACCACCUUUCUUGACUCUUUGACUGGAAAACUUGCUCCAAAUGUUGUAAUGACCGGGAACAUUCUAAUCAAUGGGAAGAAAAACUUGAAUUCCAGAGAUGUGUCCUAUGUAGCUCAAGAGGAACUUUUCUUGGGAACUUUGACUGUAAAAGAGACUCUCACAUUCUCUGCGAACAUGAGACUUCCUUCCAAAAUGAGCAAAGAAGAGAUAAACAAAGUGGUGGAAGAAACCAUAAUGGAAAUGGGUCUGGAAGAUUGUGCAGAUACAAGGAUUGGGAAUUGGCAUUGUAGGGGUAUUAGUAAUGGUGAAAAGAAGAGACUUAGCAUUGGCCUUGAAAUUUUAACACAACCCCAUGUCUUACUUCUUGAUGAACCUACAACUGGCCUUGAUAGUGCCUCAGCUUUCUAUGUCAUUCAAGCACUAUGCCACAUUGCUCACAAAGGAAAGAUAGUUAUCUGCUCCAUUCACCAACCCAGUAGUGAGAUUUUUUAUCUAUUUGAUGACUUGCUUUUGCUUUCAAGUGGGGAAACUGUUUAUUUUGGACAAGCAAAGAAUGCUCUAAAGUUUUUUGCCGAUGCAGGGUUUCCCUGUCCUACUAGAAGAAAUCCUUCAGAUCAUUUCCUGAUGUGUACUAAUUUGGACUUUGAUUUGAUUACUGAAGUACUAGAGAGGACUCAAUUAUGUUUGGCAUCAUCGAAGUCAACAAUGGAAAUGAGAAAAUCAGAGAUCAGAAGGACACUGAUUGAGACUUACAAAAGUUCAAAGCUAAUGCUCAAUGCAAGAAGUAAAGUUCAACAACUGAAACACAAUGAAGAACAAGGAAUUAAGCACUACACAGGUAGCACUACCACGUGGAGGAAACAAUUGUGUACAUUGACCAAGCGAUCUUUCUUAAACAUGACUAGGGACAUUGGUUACUACUGGCUGAGGAUAAUAUUCUACAUAAUGGUAGGAAUCAGUAUUGGAACCCUCUUUUUUCACAUUGGCACAGGAAACAGCUCAAUCUUGGCUAGAGCAAAGUGUGUAUCAUUCAUCUAUGGAUUCAUGAUUUGUUUGUCAUGCGGAGGAUUACCAUUUUUCAUUGAAGAAUUGAAGGUGUUCUAUGGUGAAAGGUCCAAAAGGCAUUAUGGAGAGGCUGUGUUUGUAGUAUCAAACAUCAUAUCAUCAUUCCCUUUCCUUGUUCUAACAUCUUUUUCCUCCGGAACAAUCAUUUACUUCAUGGUGCAAUUUCAUCCGGGUUUAACUAAUUAUGCAUUUUUCUGUAUCAACUUAUUCUGCUGCCUAUCUGUUGUUGAGUGUUGCAUCAUGGCUGUAGCUUCACUGGUCCCCAAUGUGCUGAUGGGCAUAGGAAUAGGAACUGGUGUAAUUAUCUUCAUGAUGAUGCCCUCCCAAAUAUUCAGAUCAUUACCUGAGCUUCCAAAGUUCUUUUGGCGCUAUCCUAUGUCCUACCUUAGUUUUGCUUCCUGGGCAGUGCAGGGAGAAUACAAGAAUGACAUGUUGGGGGUAGAGUUCGAUCCUUUUCUACCUGGUGAUGCAAAGGUUAGUGGAGAAAAAGUUCUAUCAUCGAUACUUGGGGUUCCAUUGGAUCAUAACAAAUGGUGGGACUUAACAGCAUUGGCUACCUUAUUAUUAGUUCACAGAGUGGUUCUUUUCUUGGUGCUUCGGUUUGUCAAAAGAGCAAAAUCACCUAAGUUGUGGUUCUAUGCCAAGAAAAGUCUACACUUUGGAAAGAGAUGUUUGUUCAAUGACAAGCCAUCUAUCUCUUCCAGGAAACUAGCUCAGCAUCCAUUAUCAUCUCAAGAGGGUCUUAUGUCCCCAAACCUUGCAAUGUAACACUUUAAUAUUUAUUUCACAUCACUACUUAAAAAAUAAGCAUUUUAGCCACCGAAGAAAUCGAUCACUAAAAAGGUAAGAACGAUCUCAAACACUCUUAGUCACCGAAGUUACCUUAAAUUUUCCAAACCAUCUAUCUCGAAGUUUAAUACGAACCUCCUUCAAUUGGGACUAGAUUUAUCAAAUUGUUCCUUCCAAUAGUAGAGGAACCACUUGCUAGUAUAAAAUUGUGUACAAAUACAUUGUUAAAAUAAUCACAUAUUGAAGAAUACCAAAUAAAUUAAAUUUGAUUUA